This is a messenger RNA of Ochlerotatus camptorhynchus, 2737 nucleotides long. RefSeq names its product nose resistant to fluoxetine protein 6-like. The record is from RefSeq and is a predicted model, not a curated record. Gene Ontology annotation, molecular function: acyltransferase activity, transferring groups other than amino-acyl groups. Bases 174 to 2447 code for a protein of 757 amino acids. The transcript has 6 exons. Lineage: Eukaryota; Metazoa; Arthropoda; Insecta; Diptera; Culicidae.
CUGAUCGCGACUCGGAACGCACGCGCGCGUUACAAAGAUACCGCGCGACUUCUCCGUUGAAGAUCGGAACGCCAUGCGAUAAUUCCUUUUUCCCCCACGUGAGCAAACACAGUCACAGUGAGUGUCAUUAUUACUUGUUUUUGUGAAACAUUAAUACUAGAACCAAGUGAGCUAUGAAAUUGAAUGUGCUGGCUCUGGUGGCCCUCGUGACGGUCGGCUUGGCAACGGCCCAGCGUAGUGAAGUGUAUGAUGAUUUGGGAAAGGACUCGGCGAGAGCUAGUAACAAUGACCAGUUGCACGCACCGGAAGAGCGGAAGAUCCUGACGACGCGGGAGUUGUCCACAGAACGGGCGCGGAAAGCUGAUGAUGAUAGGUUGAGACGGAAGCCAAGUGUUCCGGGGGAUAGUGUUCUUGGGGUGUUUGGUGGUAUGGAUAGGGAGUUUUUGAUAAAGCUAAGGGAAGUGAUGGACGAGUUGGAUGGAGUGGACUGCAGGAGAGAUUUGAAUUUUACGUUGGAGGCGAUUGAGAGGAAAGAAGCGUGGGCUGUUGCUAUUCUUGACUCAUCGGCCAAGUCCACGGCGGGAAUCGAGUAUGGACAGCUAUACCAAUUGGGUCACUUCGAUCAGUGUAUGAGUAUCAACCGGGAUCGAGCCUCCAGCCAGGCGGGAAUCCUCUCGCAGUACUGCUUGGCCAAUGUCCGCCUCGAUAGUUACUUUAUGCGAACCCUAGUGUCCCGAGUUCCGAAGUCAAACGAAACAGCUCUCAUUCACUGGGGCAUAUGCACCCCGGCAAGCUGUUCCGAAGUGGAUGUCGUUCGAUUGCUGCAAUCGAUCAGUGGAUCGCGGGACGUUAAAAUAUCAGGAGAUGGGUGCCAUCGGGAAACGAUCACUGUGUCAUCCUCGCUGGACAUUGUUUACGUAUCGGUGAUUCUGUUUUUCGUACUGAUGGUGGUGCUGAGCACGCUGUACCACGUGCGAUCCAUCUAUAGGCCUAGGAGCGAGAAGAAGACCACGCUGGUUUACGUGCUAAGGUCGUUUUCGAUUCUGGAGAACCUCAAAAAGCUUGCCCAGGACAGUAAGGACGAUCACGGAUUGGGAUGCAUCAACGGAAUUAAGGCGGUGGCCAUGUUCUUCAUCCUUGGUGGACACGCCUUACUCUUCUUGUUUGGAGGAGCGGGGUACAAUCCAGGAUUUUAUUACGAGCAAUCCACGUACGUGCGGAACGCCUUCCUUAUAAACUCGCCGCUUCUGGUGGACUCCUUUCUUCUGUUGAGUGGAUUCCUAUUCGCGCGCCUUCUACUAAUCGAGCUGGACAAACGCCACGGCAAGGUCAACUUUGGCCUGCUGUACAUCUUCCGCUACAUGCGGUUGACUCCGGCGUAUGGCGCCAUCAUUGCCCUGUACGCCACGUGGCUUCCGCGGCUGGGCAGCGGUCCCCUAUGGGAUCAACAAAUGCAGCUGGAACAGGCCCGCUGUCGAGAGAGCUGGUGGCGAAACGCACUCUACAUCAACAACUACCUCGGAACGGAUCGGAUCUGUAUGUUCCAGUCUUGGUACCUGGCGGCAGAUUCACAACUGUUCGUCCUGGCACCACUGCUGCUGUAUCCUUUGUGGCGGUACGGUAGACGAGUGGGCGCGGCUCUGCUCGCGACGGUGGCGUUUAUUUCCAUAGCUAUUCCAUUCUUUGUGACCUACUACGGAAAGCUGGAUCCAUCGCUGAUGAUCUUUGUGGACGAAGUGACCGACUUGACCUCCAACUGGUAUUUCGCAAACGUCUACGUAAAGACGCAUAUGCGAGCGACGGGCUACAUCUUCGGACUGGCUGUGGGCUAUCUGGUGCACAUUAUGCAACAGCAAAACAUAACGAUCGGCAAGCGUAAAUUGUUCUUCUGCUGGGUGGCUUCAACGGUAAUCGGAACGGUAUCGAUGUUCGGCAUUUCCAUGUUCUACCAAUCGACCGGAACGGAUAACUACCUGUACAAUGCCCUCUACGCGGCACUGCAUCGGCUGGGCUGGAGCAUGUCCAAUGGAUGGCUAGUGCUAGCUUGUGUCACCGGUCACGCUGGACCGCUGAAGAAGUUCCUCUCUUCACGAGUACUGGUCCCGAUCAGCCGGUUAACCUACUGCGCCUACCUGACGAACGGGUUGGUGGAACUGUACUUUACUGCCUCCCAGAGGGUCCCUCUGUACGGGGAUGUGGUCGGCCUGACGACGGUAACCCUUUCGCACGUGGUUCUCACCUUCCUGGCGGCCCUGGUGCUGUGUUUGGUGUUUGAAUCGCCCAUUCAUGGGAUCGAGAAGAUCGUCCUGCGGCGGGCACGUCCGGUCAGUGGUCGGGCCACGAACAAUCACCACUACAGCCCAGAAUCAGAUGGUAACGGUUCUGUCGCCAACAACAGCAUCGGAACGGCUUCUACCCAAAGCACAUCGGACGAUUCGGGUGCGUGAUACGAGCUGCAUUGGUGAACAAUAUUAAUAGGUUAAGUGAAAUGGCUUCUGAGAUAGCUAGCGAAAGUGAUUUUUUUUUCCUAUCAUUUAAGUAUUAUGUGACUAGUUUUUAGAAGGGAGGUGAUAUGAUAAAGUUAAGAAUUUAGUGGUUGCAGUUGACCCACUGUUUUGUUUUUUUUUUCUUCUUUAGAAUAGAGUUCGUUUCUUGUACUAGCGUACAACUUUCCAUGGAACUUUAACCAAUUUUCCAUAUCAAUAAAAAACCAAUCACCUGCUUAUUUUUAAUCAAA